This is a messenger RNA of Neurospora tetraspora, 1320 nucleotides long. RefSeq lists its product as uncharacterized. The coding region runs from base 80 to 1015 and encodes 311 amino acids. Lineage: Eukaryota; Fungi; Ascomycota; Sordariomycetes; Sordariales; Sordariaceae. The record is from RefSeq and is a predicted model, not a curated record. The transcript has 2 exons.
GCACACCAUUUCUUCUUACCUUGGCUAGACCAGAACGACAUUCGGUGCCAGGAGCAUUCAGCCCCUGGUAGGGGUUGCCAUGUCACGACCGACUACAACGCUCCUCCUGCUCGGUCUUCACCUCAUCGGAUCACCCAUCCGAGUACUCGGCGCCAAACUCAGACUUGUCAAUGCGAUUUACAGCGGCCCGGACAAUCAUCUUUCACUCUUAGAAUGGAUCCCCGAUCACGGCUAUAACGAAGAGGUGGCCCCCAGGCCAGUGAAAAUCAGCUUCGAGCACGAGGACUUCGACCCUGAGAUACACGACUGUUUUCCUAAUGAGUCAAGUGCUCAACAAGCUUUCGAUAAGGUCUCCGAACAUUGCGUCGAGCUGGCCACAGUGAACGGCAAUGACUUUCGAUCCAAACCGGUCGUGCCUUACGAAGACGGUGUCUACACCUUCCCGCUCACUCAUAGAAACCAAACCGUCAGAGCCCCGGUGUUCUACAUUGACGUCGAUGUCCCCGUCUCAACAGCCCAGCCAACCACAACUCCAACGACAUCACCGUCAUCUGAGCAGUCACCCGAAGCAACUUCAGACUCAAAAAAUGACAUGAGCGACUCUGCAAAGGCCGGGAUAGCAAUCGGAGCCAUCCUCCUCGGCCUUCUCAUCUUCGGCAUGUUCGCAUGGGACUACAUACGAACAAAACAAAAAAAACAAAGGGCAAGGGCCGCCGCCGAUAAAGGAGAUGAUCACUCUGAACCAUCUGAAUUGAAACAACCAGAGGAAAAGCAGGUGGAAUUGGGACAGCCAGAGCAAAGGGUCGAGCUAACCGGAGGAGUCCGGGAGGAAAGAGCCGAGCUGGCGGCUGAGACUGAUGUUCACGAGUUGGACGUUACACCACAGCGGUGGAAGGAGGAUGAAAUUGACAGCAAGGACUGGAUGAAAAAUCAAAUGGAACAUAUGUAUGGCGUUGAAUAUCCAUCUCCCUCCGCCGGUCUUUCACCCCAAGACAUGAAGAUGCACUUUCCUUGAGCUUCCGCCGCCCAGAGGGUUACCGCUCAAUCCUGCUUGUCGUGGUUUUGGUGGAAAUUCGUUGGACAGGGGAGUGCUUCCUGCGAACGACGGCAUGAGACUCAGGCGGUUACCACUUACUUCCGGUCAAGGUGUGCCUAUGGUGCAGGUGGCAAACUGCAAGGGAAGUGCACACAACCACAGUCUUCCACUGCUUGGGUAUUUAAACCCGGCCGGCCCUUGGGAGUCCAGUCUUUUUCCACCUCAUCAAUCAUCCCAUCAUUGGAUCAAUUUCACUUCCCGCCAACUCACCUCAAGCAUCGCCA